AUGUCCCACAUGAAGAGCCUUAUUACUCUCAUCUUCUUUGCGUCUCUAAUCCAAUUUUCAGUCUUAAAUUUGUCCACUGCAGCUGAUACCAUAUCUGCAUUAGAGUCCAUCAUGGGCUCAGACACCUUGGUUUCUUCCGGCCAAACCUUUGAAUUAGGACUCUUUUCCACCGGCAAUUCGAAAAACUGGCAUCUAGGAUUAUGGUACAAAAACUUUCCAAAUACUGUUGUAUGGGUUGCAAACAGAGAGAACCCACUUGCAGGAUCAAAUGGAGCCUUGACAUUAACCAAAAAUGGAAGUUUGGUCCUUCUAGACCAAAUGAAUAACACCAUUUGGUCUACCAUUUCUUCCCAAAUAGUAGAAAAUCCUGUUGCACAGCUUUUGGAGACUGGAAACCUUGUUGUCAGAGACAAGGCUGAUACAGGUUCAGAAAACUAUAUAUGGCAAAGCUUCAAUUUCCCAUCAGAUACACUAUUACCAGACAUGAAGGUUGGAUGGGACUUCAGAACAGGCCUCAACAGAUUCUUGACUUCUUGGAAAAAUGCUAGUGACCCAUCUCUUGGAGAAUAUACCUAUGCGAUUGAUAAUCUGAUGUUGCCUCAGCUUGUUGUUGCCGAAGGAUCGAAGAAAUUGUUCCGUACCGGGCCUUGGAAUGGUAUUCGAUUUACUGGUACUCCUGAUGCUGGGAACAAACGAGUUGUGAAACCAAUCUAUGUGUAUGAUACAAAUGAGUUAUAUUAUAUGUAUGAGGCUACUGAUAGUUCUCUUCUAACAAGAGUGAAGCUGUCUGAAACUGGUUUGUCCCAGCGGCUGGUGCUGAAGAAAGGAGCCACUGAAUGGGAUGUUAUGUAUACUUUGCAGAAUGACAGGUGUGACUAUUACAGGGAGUGUGGAGCAAAUGGAAUUUGCAAAACUUCCAAUUCUCCAAGUUGUGAGUGCCUGCAGGGGUUUGUUCCGAAAUCGCAGAACGAAUGGGAUGUGCUUAACUGGGAAAGUGGGUGCAUUAGGCAGACACCACUGGAUUGCCAGAAGGGAGCAGGGUUUUUGAAAGUUCGAAAAGUGAAAUUGCCAGACCUGUUGGAGUUUUGGGUGAACAUCAAAAUGAGUGUGGAGGAAUGUGAGGCAGAGUGCUUGAGGAAUUGUUCUUGUGUAGCUUAUGCUAAUACAGAUAUCCGUAAUGGGGGAAGUGGCUGUCUGAUGUGGUUUGGCGACCUAAUUGAUAUGCGAGAGUUCGUUGAAGAAGAUAGUGAGCAAGAUAUACACAUUAAGAUGCCACUUUCGGAACUUGGUGGUACCGGCAAGAAGGAUAAAAGGAUUAUACUUAUCCUGGUCAUAUCAGCAGUUUCUGUGCUUCCACUUCUAGCUUUGUUAUGCUGGUAUAUACUUCUGAAGAAGAGAGUAAGGAAUGUAUCCACAUCCGCAGGCUCAAGAUCAAUUAAGGAGGACUGGGAGUUGCCACUGUUUGAUUUUGAUACAAUUGCAACCGCCACCAAUAACUUCUCCCACACAAACAAACUAGGAGAGGGAGGUUUCGGUCAAGUUUACAAGGCCAACCUAACCCGAGAAGAAUUCAUAGCUGUAAAGAGACUCUCAAAAGAUUCUGGGCAAGGUAUUGAAGAGUUUAAGAAUGAAGUUACAAUGAUAGCCAACCUCCAACACUGGAAUCUUGUUAAACUUUUGGGCUGCUGCAUUGAAGGAGAAGAAAGGAUGCUUAUCUAUGAGUACAUGCCCAACAAAAGCUUGGACUGCUUUAUUUUCGAUCAAAAUAGAAAGGUGUUGCUGAAUUGGCAAAAGCGAUUGAACAUUAUCAUGGGAAUUGCUCGAGGACUUCUCUACCUCCACCAAGACUCCAGAUUAAGAAUCAUUCAUAGAGACCUUAAGAGUAGCAACAUCUUACUUGAUGAUGAGCUGAACCCCAAAAUAUCUGACUUUGGCAUAGCAAGGAUUUUUGGACGCAAUCAAACCGAAGCAAAAACAAAACGAGUAAUUGGGACGUAUGGAUAUAUGUCUCCCGAGUAUGCAAUUGAUGGGAAGUUUUCGGUGAAAUCCGAUGUGUUCAGUUUUGGAGUGCUUCUGUUAGAGAUAGUAAGUGGCAGAAAGAACAGAGGGUUUCAUCAUCCAAAUCACCAUCACAGUCUUCUGGGACAUGCAUGGUUACUGUGGAAUGAAAAUAAGGGUUUGGAGCUAAUAGAUCCUUGCUUGGGGUACUCAUAUAUUGAGUUUGAGGUGCUGAGGUGCAUUCAGGUAGGUCUAUUGUGUGUUCAAGCGCUUCCAAAAGACAGACCAGUAAUGUCAUCAGUGGUUGUCAUGUUAAGCAAUGAAGGAGUAACAUUACCCCAACCAAAGGAGCCAGGAUUCUUUACAGAACGAAGUUCCAUGGACGAUACCAUAAUUGACGAAGGUAGAAGUAGCCAGACAGGAAGCAGUAUUACCAUUUCAACAGUGGAAGCUAGACAGAAAGGCAUAACCUCAAUGGGAGGUUUAUUCAGAAAAGUAAAAUGUAAAUCUAGACUAACUACUGUUUACAGAGUAAUGCAGAAGCAUCAUAAACAUGAAGUAUUGCAUUCUGUGGUUCCUUUCCUUCCAAGAAGCAUUGCUGAAUUUUAG
Molecule: messenger RNA, 2607 nt
Organism: Prunus armeniaca (apricot)
Lineage: Eukaryota; Viridiplantae; Streptophyta; Magnoliopsida; Rosales; Rosaceae
Source: the annotation of a GenBank genome assembly